Molecule: messenger RNA, 1900 nt
Organism: Callorhinus ursinus (northern fur seal)
Lineage: Eukaryota; Metazoa; Chordata; Mammalia; Carnivora; Otariidae
Source: RefSeq, a predicted model, not a curated record
GGCACCGGGAGGCCCAGGCCAGGGUUUUGAAUCGUCCCUGUCUGGGGACACCCUGCUGGUAUUUGUGGGGGCUUAGGUCAGGCUGGUCGGGUCAUCCCUGUCACCUGAGGAUCAUAUCUCAGGAAGACAGCCAUGACACCUUGGCCACAGGCUGGGGCUGGGGCCGACAGCCACUGGGUUCUUCUGGCCACUGCUCCCUUGGGCAAGCUGUGAGGAAGGAUACUGGGCCUGGGGGGACUCCGUCCUGGGUCUGUAAGGUGUAGGGAGGCCACCGAGCCUGGUGAGGGGGGAAGUGCCUGGCAGGGAGUGGGGCUCAGCAUAGGGAACUGGCUCUGUGCUGCUCCCCGACAGACCAGACAUGGGCACAGGGACCCUCCCCUGGCCACCUCCCUGUCUCCCCUCCAAGAGUUGUGGGUAGAAAAUUCUAGGUCACUACCUACUAAUCGUCUCAGAAUGGCCAUUAGAUCCUUUGAGAAUCAUUUAAAAAACUUGCCCAGAUUUAAAAAAAAAGUGAAUCAUGUGAAAGGUAGGGUAGUUAUUAAUGGCAGAAAAUAUUGAAGCUUUAUUUUUGCUUAUUUUCCUUGUUAUUUUAUGAGUCCGGACAACCUUGGAUGUUUUCUGACCCCUUGGUCUGCAGGGCUUCUGGCUGGGUGGGCCCCAGGUGGGUUGGGGGGGCGGCUGCUCAGAAAGUGCUCUGUGCUCAACAGGCCGGCGACUUCACCAACCACAAUGGCACCGGGGGCAAGUCCAUCUAUGGAAGCCGCUUUCCUGAUGAGAACUUCACACUGAAGCACGUGGGACCAGGUGUCCUGUCCAUGGCAAAUGCAGGCCCCAACACCAACGGCUCCCAGUUCUUCAUCUGCACCAUAAAGACAGACUGGUUGGAUGGCAAGCAUGUCGUGUUUGGCCAUGUCAAAGAAGGCAUGGAUGUCGUGAAGAAAAUCGAAUCUUUCGGUUCCAGGAGUGGGAAGACGUCCAGGAAGAUCGUCAUUACAGACUGUGGCCAGUUGAGCUAAUGGGCCUCGGCCACAGGGCGCUAGGCCGGUAGUGGCCGCCCGUGUGUUGACACACCAAGGCGGCCAUGUCGGACGCCAGCAAUGGUGCCCCGUCCGGUUGCCUGUGCUCAUACCACCAUCACUGUGUGCUGGAGGAAGGAGGAAGGCCUCUGCAGAACGUCUGGUCUCCACCGGGCCUGCCACACUGCUUCCCCAGUGUCCGCCCUCCCUCACCGCCCCAUUUCUGGGAUGAGUAUCACGGACGUGAUGUCACCACUCCUCAUCAGGCCUUCUCUGUGAUCCCCCAGCCCAAGUUCACCCGUGCCUUGGACUUCGGGGGGUGGUGAUGGCUUAGCGUCGGGGACAGGUUUCUGCCUUUUCCUCAGCUGCGGGGGGAAAGCCAGCCGCUGCAAAAGGGCCAUUAUAUCUGUGUAAUGACCCCUUCUAAUUGGAAUAUUUGAUUAACAAGAUUGCCGAGAGAUGAAGCUGUGACACUUAACUACUCCGUGCCGUGGCAGGACCCCAGUUGGUGGCCGAAGCCACAGAACCCCAGAGCUUGGCCUUUGGAACGUAGUCGGGGCUUUUGUGCAGGGUCCUAGGCCACGGCAUUUACCCCUGGCCACUGUGAAUCCUGUUGGUUUGCUGCUGGGGUUUUUGAGGAAGAGUCCAUGGGGGUAGAAGCAGACGAACCUGGGAACAAACCCACUGCGUACUGUGCCUAGUCCAUGAAUUGGUGAAAAAUGGAAAUGGCCCGAACGUGCUCUUGCAGAAAGUAAACAUGUCUUUUCUGGAGGGCUUUGAUUUUUCUGCGUUUAAUAAAUCUACUGAUUUUGUAUAUAAUACACUUGUGGGACGUUUAUUUGUGUUCACUUGAAAUGUGAAAAUAAAUCCUAUUUCCUAUGGAA